Molecule: messenger RNA, 3126 nt
Organism: Verruconis gallopava
Lineage: Eukaryota; Fungi; Ascomycota; Dothideomycetes; Venturiales; Sympoventuriaceae
Exons: 1
Coding region: 415-3009 (864 amino acids)
Biological process (GO): nucleotide-excision repair; transcription initiation at RNA polymerase II promoter
Cellular component (GO): nucleotide-excision repair factor 3 complex; transcription preinitiation complex; transcription factor TFIIH holo complex
Molecular function (GO): ATP binding; hydrolase activity; 3'-5' DNA helicase activity
Source: RefSeq, a predicted model, not a curated record
AGGCAAACUGCUCGCACUGCUCUGCUUUGCUCUCGGCUCUACGCCGCUGCUAUCCAUUUGAGCUUUUGCUCUUAGUUUCACUUGCCUUCUGUAUCGUUGCUUGCUGCGGGCUGUACAUCUUGAACUGGCUGUCUGCUCUCCAAACCGCUUGCUAAUCCUCUGCUGGCUCUGAGUUUGCAGGCUCGAGUGCAUUAGCACACCACUCAGAGGGUGACGCGCCGCGUCAUGUCUCCAUUUUGCAGGACCUAGAACCAGUAAUAACACAAUAGAGUAGAACCCAAGACUAGCAUUUACCCGUUCGCUACUGUUUCUCGCGUACGUCAAACGGCUUCCAAUUCAAAGGCCACCUUGUGCCCCCAUCACAUAACUAAGACCAUAUAACGUCGCCGAACAUCUUGACACUAUUGCCGAGCCAUGUCGAAGCGAAAAGCCAGCGAUGUCGCCAGCGGAGCCAUUUCGAAACGAGGAGCCUCUGGCCCUGCAACACCGUCUUCGCAAGCUGAUAGUGAUGAUGACUACAUAUCGGAUGACCACAAUUUAAGCAGCGAUGGCGAGUAUAUGCAGGCCAAUCGUCUCGCAAGCCGGUUCGGUGGUAAGGCCCAGAAAACAGCAGCGGCAAAGGCUGCUCAACGGACAGGCGGCGGCGCCGGUGGCGACAAGGCAUUUGGAAACGGCACGCGAGACUUUUCCCACCUUGAACUUAAGCCGGACCACGCACAACGGCCCAUGUUCAUCGACCCUGUGAAUUAUAACAUCAUCGUUGAAAGCUUUGCGCCGACCUUCAAGCAGGCAGAAGACUUCCUGAUCAACGUAGCUGAGCCCCAGUCUCGAGUGUCACGUAUUCACGAGUACAGCCUAACAAGCAACAGCCUGUAUGCCGCCGUUUCUGUAGGCUUAACCACUCAAGAUAUCAUAACCCGUCUAGACUACUUCUCCAAAACGCCGCUCCCGGAAGAGCUCGUUGACUUCAUCUACCAGUCUACUAAGGCUUACGGCCAGGCAAGAUUGGUGCUAAAACACAACAAAUUUAUGGUUGAGAGCUCGGACCCGUCAAUUCUCCAAACCCUUUUGCAAGAUCCUGAGAUACGUGGUUACCGGGCAGAUGAAGGCUCGACCGAGCUGACCACCGAGGCAGCGCCGCAAAUGGGGAGUUUGUUCAUCCCCGGCACGAAACUUGCGGCUGGAGCGAAGCAGGCAGAUAAUGCACAGACAAGAGUCCAAGAUGAAGACCAACCAAAGGAGUCGACCGAGCAAGAUGCAAUGAUGGCGCAGCUUCUCGAGGAAGAUGACGAUGACGAAGAGCCUGAUCAAGUCCAUGCCUUUGAAGUUAAGCCUGCUUCAAUUCAAGCGCUGCGAAAGCGCUGCGAGGAGAUUGAUUACCCCCUCACUGUCGAAUACGAUUUUAGAAACGACACCAUGAAUCCAAAUCUUGAGAUCGACCUCAAACCGGCGGCACAGAUUCGUCCAUACCAGGAACAAGCGCUAAGCAAGAUGUUUGGAAAUGGCCGAGCGCGUAGCGGGAUUAUAGUCCUCCCAUGCGGAGCAGGCAAAACGUUGGUUGGUAUUACGGCAGCAUGUACCGUCAAGAAAGGGAUUAUUGUACUCUGUACGAGCACCAUGUCCGUUACGCAGUGGCGAAAUGAGUUUCUUAACUGGACAAACAUAAACCCUGAAGACAUUGCAUGUUUCACUCGACACGAGAAACAACGAUUUCCCCGUGAUACAGGUGUUCUGAUCACCAACUACACUAUGAUCUCAAUGGGCCGUGGUGAGGACGAUGAUGGUGAAGCGUCGACAGCUGCAAAGAAAGGCCCCGGUCAGGACAAACGUCGCAUGGCGCAUGACACGAAGCGUGUCAUCGACUUCAUCCGUAACCGUGAAUGGGGCCUCAUGAUCCUUGAUGAGGUGCACGUUGUACCAGCAGAGAUGUUCUCAAAAGUAACGUAUCGUGUCAAGGCGCACACAAAGCUAGGUUUGACCGCGACGCUUCUUAGAGAGGACGACAAAAUCACGGAACUCAAUUUUCUGAUUGGUCCAAAGUUGUUUGAGGCAAAUUGGCAAGAGCUCAGCGAGCAGGGACACAUUGCUCGUGUUCAGUGCGCUGAGGUCUGGUGUCCUAUGACAUCUGAGUUCUACGAGGAAUAUCUCAAGGCAAAGACUCCACAGCAGCGACUCUUGCUUUCUACAAUGAACCCCCGAAAGUUUCAGGCAUGUCAGUUCUUGAUCGACUACCACGAGAAGCGUGGGGAUAAGAUUAUCGUGUUCAGCGACAAUGUCUAUGCACUCAAGGCAUAUUGCGACAAAAUGGGCAAAUUACGCAUCGAUGGCAAGACUUCUGAUGCCGAACGUUUGCAAACUUUGGAGAACUUUAAAUACGCGAACGAGACAUGGGCUGCUGCUUUGUUUUUGUCCAAAAUCGGUGACACGUCACUUGACAUUCCCGAAGCGACUUGCCUUAUUCAGAUAUCUUCCCAUUAUGGCUCCCGUCGCCAGGAGGCUCAACGGCUCGGUAGAAUUCUUCGAGCAAAACGGAGAAAUGACGAAGGUUUCAACGCAUUUUUCUAUACUCUCGUCAGCAAGGACACACAGGAGGUCUACUACGCAACAAAACGUCAACGCUUCCUUGUUGAUCAAGGCUAUGCCUUCAAGGUCAUCACUCAUCUUUCGGGUAUUGAUAAGCUUCCUGGUCUCGCUUUUGCUACACGAAAUGAGCAGAUCGAACUGUUAAAAGCUGUUGCAGUUGACGCUGCCACGGCAAACGCAGAGGCGGAAGAAAUCGAGGACGACAUAUGGGGCAGCGGAAAAAUGUCGAAACGAGCUGGCGGCAGCAGCAAGAAGUUUUCGUACAAACGCUCUGGGGGGAUGCUGGCAGACUUAUCUGGAGGUAGCCACAUGGUCUACGUCGAGCAGAACAAAGGCGCUAAGGCAAAAAUCAGCAAAAACAGCAGCAUUCAAAAGAUUAUGCGUGCAGAGAAGAAAAAGCUCGAUGCAUGGAAAAAUAUCAAAUGAUUUUUAUCAUGAUAAGAGUCAUAACGAUAUCAAUAUUAGCGUAGACAUUUGGUCUUAUUAAUUUUUACCCUUUUAUUUUUUCAAGUUAUCAACAAUGAAGAUGCUGAAUGGUAUACA